Messenger RNA from Hibiscus syriacus, 1309 nucleotides. Its product is annotated as exosome complex component RRP43-like. Gene Ontology annotation, biological process: nuclear mRNA surveillance; nuclear polyadenylation-dependent mRNA catabolic process; U1 snRNA 3'-end processing. The record is from RefSeq and is a predicted model, not a curated record. The transcript is spliced from 9 exons. NCBI's taxonomy places the organism in Eukaryota, Viridiplantae, Streptophyta, Magnoliopsida, Malvales, Malvaceae. The coding region runs from base 182 to 1084 and encodes 300 amino acids. Gene Ontology annotation, cellular component: nuclear exosome (RNase complex); cytoplasmic exosome (RNase complex).
CUCAGCCCUUGCGGAACGCUCCUCGACAGACCCGUCGCGCCCUCCCCCUUGCCCUCCUCCCAAUCGCACGGCCCACCCUCACGACCACCGUCCUCAACGCAGAUCAUUGCCCUACUACCGCGACUCACUCUUUUCUUGUCCAAGUUGACAGUCGCUACUCCGUUCAGGAAAUACAUUGACAAUGGGAUUACCAAAUGCGAGUGCGGACUUGUCGACUGAAGUGGAGGUAGAUGCUUUCAGACGCCUCUUUCCUCUUCGUUUCUUUGAGAAGCAUCUUUUAGAAUCUAUACGCCCUGAUGCUCGACCACUUGGAAGAGCAAGAGAUACAACCAUUGCCCUUGGGGCUGUUGCAUCUGCUAAUGGUUCGGCCCUUGCAAAAAUUGGUUCAACUACGAUGUUGGCUGCUAUCAAAAUGGAAGUCAGGACCCCUUCAAUGGAAACUCCUGAUGAGGGUUGUAUAGCAAUUGAUUUCCACAUGCCUCCAAUUUGUUCUCCAAUUUUUAGGCCUUGCAGACCAUCUGAGGCAGCACCAGUUGUGGCAAAGCAAUUAUCUGACACUAUUUUAAGCUCUGGCAUGAUUAAUUUGAAGGAACUGUCCUUGGUUAGUGGAAAAGCUGCUUGGAUGACCUAUUUGGACAUUUACUGUUUGGAUGCUGAUGGUGCUCUUUUCGAUGCUGCAUUACUCGCAGCUGUUGCUGCCUUUUCUCAUUUGGAAAUCCCAGUAGUAUCUCUCAAUGACGAUGGAAAAAUAGUUUUAUCGGAGGAGCAAGGACUAUCUGACAGGGAGCCCGUCAAUAAGGAGAAGAGAAAAGUGAAUCUGGGUGGCAUUCCGUUUUCACUGACAUGCAUACUCCACAAGAAUUACAUUUUGGCAGAUCCUACUGCCGAGGAAGAGUCUAUUAUGGAAACAUCUGUGACUAUGGUUUUAGAUUCAUCAAGUCAACUUGUGUCGCUUUAUAAACCAGGUGGAGCAGUUCUAGCAUAUACAUCAGCUAUCCAGGACUGCAUUGCAUUAACACGGCAAAGAGUGAAGGAGCUUCAGAAGGUUCUAGAGGAAGCCAUUUCCGGCAUGGAGGUUGAUUAAUCUUGCUGUUAAUGGUUUUGUUUAUCAGCCAAAUUUUGCAAUUAAUGUUGGUAAUUCUGUGUUUGAAUCAUUAUGGAUGGUUCUGUUGCAUUUGGUGAAUAACAUUAUUAGUUCAGGGAGUGGUUUUUGGAGGGAUCAAUUCUGGUAUGCCAAAAGUGGCAACUUUUGUUUAUUGCCUUGUCAUAUUUUAUCUCUGACUUAAUAUAAAAUUAAGUACCCAAACUA